Recurvomyces mirabilis is the source of this 966-nucleotide messenger RNA. RefSeq names its product Omega-amidase nit3 (gene NIT3). Gene Ontology annotation, biological process: L-glutamine metabolic process; oxaloacetate metabolic process. NCBI's taxonomy places the organism in Eukaryota, Fungi, Ascomycota, Dothideomycetes, Mycosphaerellales, Teratosphaeriaceae. The transcript has 2 exons. Gene Ontology annotation, molecular function: omega-amidase activity. The record is from RefSeq and is a predicted model, not a curated record. The coding region runs from base 1 to 966 and encodes 321 amino acids. Gene Ontology annotation, cellular component: mitochondrion.
AUGACCGCAUCCAUGGUCUCCAAUGCCACGGUCGAUCGAUCCACCUCAGCCAUUACAGUCUCGUUCGACAUGGCAACCAAGCUGCUAAAGAAGCCAUUGAAGCUUGCCCUCAUCCAACUUGCUUCUGGCGCCGACAAGCAUGCCAACCUCUCCCACGCCCGCCAAAAAGUCCUCGAAGCCUCAAAGGCAGGCGCGAAUCUUGUAGUCCUCCCAGAAUGCUUCAACAGUCCGUACGGCGUGAAGUACUUCGCCAAGUACUCCGAGACACUCCUACCCUCACCUCCCACAAAAGAGCAGUCUCCAUCAUACCAUGCCUUGAGCGAGAUGGCGAAGGAGGCCAAGGCGUUCUUGGUAGGAGGCAGUAUACCAGAGUACUGGGAGGAGACGAAGAAGUACUAUAACACGAACCUCACAUUUGGACCUGACGGAAAGCUGUUGGCAACCCACAGGAAGGUACACCUCUUCGAUAUCGAUAUCCCAGGAAAGAUCACCUUUCGGGAAAGUGACGUCCUCUCGCCAGGUAACAAAGUCACCAUAAUAGACCUCCCGGAGUACGGCAGGAUUGCUGUGGCUAUAUGCUACGAUGUGCGCUUUCCGGAACUCGCCAUGAUUGCCGCACGGAAAGGUGCUUUCCUGCUCCUUUAUCCUGGUGCCUUCAAUCUCACAACAGGGAAAUUGCACUGGGAGCUUCAGGCAAGGGCGAGAGCUAUGGAUAAUCAGGUAUACGUGGGCUUAUGCUCGCCUGCCAGGGACAUGCAGGCCGAGUAUCAUGCUUGGGGACAUAGCAUGGUUGUUGAUCCUAACGCGGAGAUCUUGGGAGAGUUGGAGGAGAAGGAAGAUAUUCUUUAUGCUGAGCUGAAUGGGGAGAGGAUCGAGGAGGUGAGGAAGGGGGUCCCGAUCUAUACGCAGAGGAGAUUUGAUGUUUAUCCUGAUGUUUCGGAGGGCAAGGUCAGAUAUGAAGAGUAG